This is a messenger RNA of Labeo rohita (rohu), 3134 nucleotides long. RefSeq names its product WASP like actin nucleation promoting factor b (gene waslb). Gene Ontology annotation, molecular function: small GTPase binding; actin binding. The coding region runs from base 772 to 2109 and encodes 445 amino acids. The record is from RefSeq and is a predicted model, not a curated record. The transcript has 11 exons. NCBI's taxonomy places the organism in Eukaryota, Metazoa, Chordata, Actinopteri, Cypriniformes, Cyprinidae. Gene Ontology annotation, biological process: regulation of Rho protein signal transduction; actin filament organization.
UGCCAGAAUUGUGACAUAAUAAAUUGUAAUUACCUUUUUUAUUUUCUGUCUUGCGCUAUUCCUUUUAUUACAUAAAAAAAGUGACUUUUUAUCUAACGGCAAUUUAUUUAACAAUUUAUUUAUUUGUUUAUUUUAUUCUGUGGUGUAAAUAAGUAUCAGUGUCAUUCAGAAAAUAUAAUGCUAUUGAUGUCACAACCAAGAUCUCAUUAACAUAUGACCGCCCACAUUUACAUAAGUUCUCACAAUUAAAAACUCAUAUUAAACACAUAUUAAAAAAAAGUGCAGUAUUUGUUCCUAUUUGUAUUAUAUAGGCAUGCUGGAUUUAAUUCUCUUACUCUGUGUAAUGUAAAAAAUGAUCAGUUAUGGGCUGUGCUUUUCGCCGUAGGUUCGUCUGUGGUCAUAAAGUGCGUAAUGCAGCGUGUUCCUCUUGAUUAGUCUGAGAGAGUGUCUUCAUUCACUGACACUGUGACCGGCGGCUUCGUGAGGAGACUGUCAAAGGCGUCGGGCCGCUUCCCGUGAGCGCUGUCGUCCUCGCUCACAUCCGUCACGAGCUGUUUGCCCUGUGAAUGAAACUGCGCUAUCAUAAUGUCCUCUGCAGAUUGACCACCGUGUGGCCAGAGCUGUUGAAGAGCACAGUUUGUGAGUUUGUCUGCAGCAGUGGUGCAGGUCUAUGGAGCCGAAAGAAACUCGUCCUGGGUGAAGAAGUGCUGUGGGGUGGCCUGUCUGGUGAAAGACAACCCUCAGAGAUCUUACUUUAUCAGGGUGUUUGAUAUGAGAGAUGGAAAAUCCUUGUUUGCUCAAGAGCUCUACAACAACUUUUCGAUAAACUGCUCCAGGCCAUACUUUAUCACAUUCGCUGGAGAUACGUGCCAGAUUGGUCUAAAUUUUGCCAGUGAGGAGGAAGCCAGGCGAUUCAAGUCUGUAGCCGGUGACCUUAUGAGUAGAAAAGGGAGGAAAACCGAAAAAAGACGUGAGCCACCUAAUGGACCAUCAGGACCUUUAGGACCAACACUCCCAAUGGCCACGGUGGACAUAAAGAACCCCGAAAUCAACAAUCCGCGUCAUCAAAAUAACAUUCAAAUGAACAACAUCAACCUCAGCAACUUCAACAGAAAAGACAAAGGCAAAGGCAAGCCCAAAGGCAAGAAGAAAAUAUCCAAAGCUGAAAUCGGCACUCCAAGCAAUUUCCGGCACGUUGGGCAUGUCGGCUGGGAUCCAAACACAGGCUUUGAUUUGAAUAAUCUGGACCCAGAGCUAAAGCACCUGUUUGACAUGUGUGGCAUUUCUGAGGCCCAGCUUAAGGACAAAGAGACGUCUAAAGACAUCUACGAAUUCAUUGAGAAGAGAGGAGGAGUAGAGGCUGUAAAAAGUGAACUUCGGCGACAAGCACCUCCACCGCCAUCCAGAGGAGGACCGCCGCCGCCUCCUCCACCUCACCACAACUCCGCUCCACCUCACCACAACUCCGCUCCUCCUCCCCCACCUCCCUCCAGAGGCAGAGGAGCGCCGCCUCCGCCACCGCCAUCAAGAGGGCCCACCUCCGCUCCUCCUCCACCUCCUCCUCCUUCCCGACCAGGUGCGGGCGCACCGCCACCUCCUCCCCCCAGCAGAGGGCCUGGGAUGGCUCCCCCGCCACCUCCUCCACCCCAUCCUGCCUCCUUGUCUCCACCGCCUCCUCCACCUCCUCCUCCAUCCUCAAUGGGCGGGGCACCACCACCGCCACCUCCUCCUCCUCCGGGACCUCCUCCUCCCAUGGCUCCUCCACUACCGGACGGGGAUUCAGGGGAGGUGAUGGGGGGUAAAUCUGCACUCCUGGACCAAAUUCGAGAAGGGGCGCAGCUGAAGAAAGUGGACCAAAACAACAAGCCGCCUGCAUCUGGUGGUGGACGUGACGCACUCUUAGACCAAAUACGACAGGGCAUUCAGCUUAAAAACGUAUCGGACGCUACAGACUCGUCCACUCCAUCCACUCCUGCCCCCUCAUCAGGGAUCGUGGGAGCGCUGAUGGAGGUCAUGCAGAAGAGAAGCAAAGCGAUCCACUCUUCAGAUGAAGAUGAUGAUGAUGAUGACGUAGAAGAUUUUGAGGAUGAAGAUGAGUGGGAUGACUGAUGACCGGGGCUGCCCUAAAAGAAUUAAGACACUACAUUGCUCUUGACAUUCGAAAUCUUCUAAAAUUGUAAUGUAAAUGACCGAUUUGCUGUACAUUUUUGUUGCCUUUAUGCUUUUUUUUGUAUUAAUCUGUGCAAUACCUCAUUUAAUCUGUAAGGGUUUGUCAUGCAUCUCCUGUAAAGGUUUUAUUUUCCUCUCCUCAUGUGCAAUUUUACAUCAAGUUGUCUUGAUUUGUAGAGUUGAAUGUUUUUGGGUCUUUUGUCUUUGUCAUUCCUUUAAGAAAGUCGACUCUAAGGAACAAGAGGAGCGAGUCUUUAAUACUAAUGUGGUGACUCAAAGCAAGAACACUAUUUUCAUACUUUUCUCUUACCUUUUCUUAUUCACAACAUAGUUUAGCGCUCUUAUUUUCGUAAAAAUCAUAUUUAGCCCCAUUGCUAAUUUGUAAAUUUGCUCCGAGUUUGAGUCGGUUUCUAUUUUUGCACGAAUCAAAAUGGAAAAAAGUGGGGAAACGGCGCAAUACGGCGGUUAUGUUUACACAUCGUGUGCUAUAGCUACUACAUCAGGACUCUCCUUAAGAUUAGAUGUGAGAAACACUACAGUUAUUAUUAAAAAUACCCUGUUUGCAUACACUAGUUGGCAUUUUACUGACAUUACAACCAAUUUCACAGGCACAGGUUUUUUUUUUGUUUUUUUUUCCAGUUCAUGUUGGGAUUUAAUGUUCAUGUGUGCCAUUUAACAAAAAAAAACUCUAAAUGGACGUUUCGUACGUUCUCGAUGUUUCACUAAUAACGCACUGUGAUGCUGUACUAAUUCAAAAAGAGAGGCUCUGGCUCGCCUGACGGUCCACAGUGGGUCGUAUCAUGUAGUUUCACUGUUUUUAACAGUGUUUAACAACAGUUAAAAUAUAAUUUCCAGAUUCUUUGUUCAACCAGGGUUGCUUUGCGUUGAGACUUGAAACCUUUGAAAUGAGGUUGAAAAAGAAUUAUUCAAAUUGUACACUCAAAUAAAUGUUAAUAUUUACAGAA